This is a messenger RNA of Closterium sp. NIES-67, 1022 nucleotides long. Lineage: Eukaryota; Viridiplantae; Streptophyta; Zygnematophyceae; Desmidiales; Closteriaceae. The record is from the annotation of a GenBank genome assembly.
CUUGUAGCUUCAGCGAGUAUGCCUUGUGUACGCGUCAAGUUGUUCCAGCGUGCACUAGUAGCCACCCAUUCCUAGAAUUCCGGCUUGUACUACAUCCAGAAGUGCCCCGUCCGCGCAUCGCGUCCUAUGGCCUUCCUCGCCCUGCCAGGAGCACCAAUCUCCCUACCCUCGUCCGCCUUACCACACGCCUUAUCUUGCCGGUCCACCCGAGCGAGGGUCCAACGGUCGGCCAAGCCAUUGCGGUGUUCAGCCGGCAGCGAGCAGCCGUCAGCCGGCAAUGGCAGCUUGACCGGUCGUGAGGGGAGUGCUGGGGACCCUAAUCUUGCCGGUUCCGACUCGACCGCCGGCGGUCCGUCUAAUGGCGCGUCGUCAGCUUCGUCCUCGGAGCCGGUAGCGUCGCCGUCGGCGGCGGCGGCUGCUGCGCUCCGCGCAUUGGACGCGCAGCUGCUGGAGCUGGCGCGGGAGGAGCGGCAGAGGCGCGGGAUAGGGACGGGGACUGGGGGAAGUGGGGGAAGCGAAGGCGCAAGGGGAAAGAGCGGAACGAGCGCGGCUGUUCCGGCCAGCCCCGGACCUAGUAGCGGCGGCACGGAGAAACCAGCGCUGCAAGUGGGGCGCAAUGCGAGUGCAGACGGGUGGCCGGAGUUCGACACGCCCUUUCUAGCCUAUUCCGGCGGCGCGCUGCUGCUGCUGACACUGCUCUCCAACCUCGUCUUCUCCUGGGCCUCCAACUCCUUUGCACCGGAUCAACCUGCUGCUCCACUCCCUGAGGCAUCGGCGCAGCCGCGCUCGCAGAUGGCGCGGCUCAUCCAGGAGAAGAUCAGGAGAGGAGCGGAGCUGAACGAUCCAGGGGCUGUACAGGCGCCUGCGCUGAAACUCUAGAGAUGGUGGCCCGUGGUUGUUUUAGGAUGGGGAUUGCCAUUCACUUCGUCAUUUGGAGUGGUAGCUUGCUGAUUUUGUCGCGUAGACGGAUGGAGUGAAUGCUGGAGGAGGUGGGUCAUCUUACAUAGAUGUACUAGUCUCAG